Messenger RNA from Dromaius novaehollandiae (emu), 5500 nucleotides. RefSeq names its product Cdc42 guanine nucleotide exchange factor 9 (gene ARHGEF9). Lineage: Eukaryota; Metazoa; Chordata; Aves; Casuariiformes; Dromaiidae. Bases 325 to 4128 code for a protein of 1267 amino acids. The record is from RefSeq and is a predicted model, not a curated record. Gene Ontology annotation, molecular function: guanyl-nucleotide exchange factor activity; protein binding. The transcript is spliced from 15 exons.
ACUGAGGGCUUUGGAGAGCUGCCCCAAGCGCGAGCAGGGGAAGGGAAGCGGCUCGGCCGUUGCUUGCGUGAAGCGCUCAUGGACGCGUAUCUGGCCAAGGGGCGAGCCCGCCGUGCGCUCCCGUACCCAGUAGAUCAUGGCACGUAGCUGUUGGCCCAGGUGAGCUCCCACCGCUGUUCCAGUUUCGGUGCUGGCCCUCUAGACCUGCUGGAAGGAAACGUGGCCCUCAGCAUGCCUGGAGCAGGUGAUGGACAAGUCUUAUGAAGAAAACAAUCUGAAGACAAUGGAGCUGUGACACCUGAUACCAGCUUGCCAGCCGGAGAUAUGGAAGUUGGAGAGGGCUGCCAGCACACUGGUCCUGAGAUAGUGCCAAAUGGAUAUGCAAACAGGGUUUUCCAAGCAAACAUGGAGGAAGGGAGUACUGAUGCAUUGGAGAGCUGCGGUGCUGAGCGCUGCACCUCCGGUGCUGCAGUCCAGAAUGAACGGGAAGAAGCGCCCCGGUAUAAGAAGAAGGCCAAGGGCAACCGGAUCUGGAAUUUUGUUAGUCGAAGGAAAGGUUCCUCCAUGAACAACAAAAGACCCCAAUCCAUGAUCCUGCUUGGAGUUACCUCCGAGGCCUCAGAAGAAAAAAAAACAUCCUUCAUGGACAGGGUGAGGUCCUUAAAAAAGCUAAGAACCUCCAGCAUGUCUAAGAAUGUAGAUUUGAGAGCAUCCAAAGUUCAGGUUGCUUGUGCCCCUGAGGAGGACCAUCAUGCCAGUGGGCAAAGAGCAGUCUACAGGGUUAAGAAACUGGGAGAGAGUCAGAGGCCUUCCCGCCACUCAUACGCAGGGUACAUUGAUGAUUUGGAUUCUUCUUUUGAAGACGUAGAGCUGAAUAUCAGCAUUCCUGAAAUUGAUGCCAAUGAAAAUAAAUGGCUCAGGGAUAUUAGUGUCAGAUUACAGAGCGAAGAUAAUGAUAGUAGCUGCCAUAAAAUACCAGCUAGAAAGAGUGAGUCUUUGAAUUUUGAAAACUUUAAGAGUUCUGCAAUUACAGAAGGGGACAAUCGAAAGAGGUGUAUUGUGCUCCCGCAGGAGAGCAGAAGAGGAAAAAGCUCUGAUGUUUGGAGCUAUCUGAAAGGAAUUUCAUUAACUAGCAAAGAUAAUUCAAAGCCUCCAGAUCAAAGGGUUGAAACCAAUUUCCAGAACUUAGAAAAUAUAACUGAUAAUUCUACUUCUUAUUUUGACUUUGAUACGAGAUGUGAGGAGAAUCUUAGCCAGCGAAAAAAAUCAAACAGUGCGACCAAAGCGACUCACUUUGGGGGUGUUGUGAGGUUCUUUAACAGUGUUGCUGAGGCAGCUAGGAAGUUGCGAGGCUCUUCAAGGGCAUUUUCACCAGAUGAGAAAAGGCCUCAGUCCAGUUUCAGAAGCCGGAGGCAGGAUGCCACCUCCCACAAAGAGGCCUUGGUUAUUGAGAAUGAGAACGCAAGGGCUUUCUGCACGGUGGGAGCAUCUCUGCAGUCUCCAGACUCGGGCAUCUGGGAUAAUCAGAGUUCUGAGAGUUCAACAGGGAAGGAGCCUGCACAGCAUUGCAAAAACCCAGAGGUAUCACAAGAAAUUGGCUGCUCUGCCCUGGGCAGCGAGAAUGAUAGUUUUAAUGAAACAUCCCUUUCUCCCUUUGGGCCAGAACCAUCCAUCUCCCCCCUGCCAGAGCUUCCAGAUGACUCUUUUACCAUGCUAAAUACUCAAGACCCCUCCGAGGCUCUGCCACAAUUUCCACACGUGACUCUGACUGAACUAGAUACUGAGGAUGUGGGUUGUGCUCUAGUGGAUACCAAAGACAUGGAUCGCUCUCCAGCAGAGGCUCGGGAGCUUUCAAAGACAGAGCUGGAUGUGCAGGACCUGAGAAAUACUGAGCUGCAUUUGAAAGACUUGUCUAUGGAUGAACUGGAGAUUGAGGAUACGAGCAGUACCCCGCAGGAGACACAGGACUUGGGCAGGAAGCUGUCAUGUUCUCAAGAUAUUUCUGUGAAUAAUCUGGGUACUGAGGACCUGGCUAGUUCUCCAGCUGCUCAUCGUGACUUUUCUGCAGUGAUUUCUUUGAAAUGUGCAACAAUUAAAGAGCAAGUUUUAGAGCAGACUGAUUACCCUGUCAAAAAGCAUGGAACAAGCUCACCUGUAGAACAAAGUUCUGUAGAGCUACCUGACAGAGAGGAUGACUUUAACUGCAAUGAAAUGCACCAUCCAUUCCAAAUGAACGUCUGUACAAUCGUCUCCUUUGGCAAGCUCAACAAUGGAAAGCCUCUAUCUCAUCCUCUUCAUCCAUCCCCACAAGCGCCUCCCUUCAAAAUCCUCCUGGAGAGAUGUCGCUCCUUACCCCUCUCCCAGAGCACCCCGAUGGGGCUGGACCAGCUGGGCUGGAGAAGGCGGCUGUUACUGAGCACAGGCGCUGAGAACGACCUGGGUUCAAAGACGCUGGAGGUGCGCAGGGACUGCAGGAACGGCGGCAGCCGGUGGAAACCCCUGAAGCCUGGAGCUGAGCAGCUGCUGGUGGAUAAACUGAUCAGUGGUGGUUCUAUUGUAAGUGCUGAGGCAGUAUGGGAUCACGUCACCAUGGCCAACCGGGAGUUGGCGUUUAAAGCAGGAGACGUUAUCAAGGUCCUGGAUGCUUCCAACAAGGACUGGUGGUGGGGUCAGAUUGAUGAUGAAGAAGGAUGGUUUCCCGCCAGCUUCGUGAGGCUAUGGGUGAACCAAGAGGACGGAGUGGAGGAAGGAACCAGCGAAGUGCAGAAUGGCCAUUUGGAUCCAAGCGCCGACUGCCUCUGUCUCGGCCGGACCCUCCAGAACCGAGACCAGAUGAGAGCCAACGUCAUCAACGAAAUCAUGAGCACAGAGCGCCACUAUAUCAAGCACCUCAAGGACAUCUGCGAGGGUUAUUUAAAGCAGUGCCGGAAGAGGAGGGAUAUGUUCAGUGAUGAACAGCUAAAGGUCAUCUUUGGCAACAUUGAAGAUAUCUACAGAUUUCAGAUGGGUUUUGUCCGGGACUUGGAGAAACAGUACAACAACGAGGACCCCCACCUCAGCGAAAUUGGACCAUGUUUUCUUGAACAUCAAGACGGGUUCUGGAUCUACUCGGAGUACUGUAACAAUCACUUGGACGCGUGCAUGGAGCUUUCCAAGCUGAUGAAAGAUGGCAGGUACCAGCAUUUCUUUGAAGCGUGUCGUCUGUUGCAGCAGAUGAUUGAUAUUGCCAUAGAUGGUUUCCUUCUGACGCCGGUGCAGAAGAUCUGCAAAUACCCCUUGCAGCUCGCAGAGUUACUGAAGUACACCGCGCAGGAUCACAGUGACUACAGGUAUGUGGCUGCCGCACUCGCAGUCAUGAGGAACGUGACUCAACAGAUCAACGAGCGGAAGCGGAGAUUGGAGAACAUCGACAAGAUAGCUCAGUGGCAGGCCUCCGUUCUGGACUGGGAGGGAGACGAUAUCUUGGACCGGAGCUCCGAGUUGAUCUACACGGGGGAGAUGUCCUGGAUUUACCAGCCUUAUGGACGGAACCAGCAGCGCGUUUUCUUUCUCUUUGAUCACCAGAUGGUUCUCUGCAAGAAGGACCUGAUACGAAGAGAUAUCCUGUAUUACAAAGGUCGCAUAGACAUGGAUAAGUACGAGGUGGUGGAUAUAGAGGAUGGGAGAGAUGAUGACUUCAAUGUCAGCAUGAAGAAUGCCUUCAAACUUCAUAACAAGGAGACUGAGGAAAUGCACUUAUUCUUUGCCAAGAAACUGGAGGAGAAGUUGCGAUGGCUCAGAGCUUUCAGAGAAGAAAGGAAGAUGGUACAAGAAGAUGAAAAGAUAGGCUUUGAAAUUUCUGAAAAUCAAAAGCGGCAAGCGGCAAUGACAGUAAGGAAAGUCAGUAAGCAAAAAGGUGUCAGCUACUCCAGGUCGGUUCCUCCAGCCUACCCACCACCCCAGGAUCCAUUAAAUCAGGGACAGUACAUGGUGACAGAUGGCAUAUCCCAGGCCCAGGUCUUCGAGUUCACCGAACCCAAACGCAGCCAGUCACCAUUCUGGCAAAACUUCAGCAGUCGCCAUUGGCAUCCCAGAAUGCUUUCUCGCUUGUGUGAGUUCGUCAUCGAAGCUCCCCGUGGACUGCACUGAGAGUGAGAAUGAGACAUCCAUAAUUUUUAUGAGAAGAUGCUUCCUAAAUAUUCAGCACUAGGAAAAACGAAACACCACCGCCACACCAUUAUUUGCGUCAUAAAUCAAGACUCGCUCGAUCUGACAAGGCCACUUGUUGGACUCGCAGCUCCUUUCUUAAACGGAAAGCCAAGCCCAACUAGCGUUGCUAGCCCUUGCCCCAGCCAGGUGGCCGGCCAAGCAGAUGCAGGCGUUUGCUGCAGAGGACAGAGGGGCUUGGCUCUCAGUCAGGACAUCCGAGCAAGCUCUUCCCCUCCAUAAAUUGCCACGGUGCUGCAAGAGAUGGCGCGUUAUCGCAAAGAAGAACCAGCGCCGGCCCCACUUUUGCUGCCCGCCGCGGCUUUCCCGCUAGGGAGCAGGGCCGGGCUGCGGCUCCAGCGCUCCGGACGCCGCGCCGCCGCAAGCGGGGCCGGGUAGUUUUGCCUGAGCAGCCGAUACCGACUUUAUUUCAAUGCCAGACAGGAGGAACCCACACACCAUCCCAUACGCAGAAAACAAGACAGUUGUAACAAACGUUUACGGUAUUUCUCUGGCUGAAACUAUAUAUAUAUAAAUAUAUAUAUAAAAAAAUAAUUUAAAAAACCCCUCCUCCCUAGGUAAAUGACUUGCAUCACCCCUUGACCUAGCCACUAGAACAGAGGAUCUAAAUUCAAGACUUUCGCCUCCCCACCCUCUCCAAAAAGCUCAGACGAGAACCAACCUAGGUGCAUCUAACAGUUGUAAAUAGAGAAUAAUACAUAGAAAAAUAUAUUUGAAAUUUUGUUUCAGUUUCUGGAUGGUCACCAGCCGUCCAUUGCAAUGUUAUUGAUAGUACACUGUGGUGCUUUGGGUUUUCUGGUUUUGUUCUCUUUAUGCUCUGUCAUCUUUUCAUUGCAGCUACAUUUCAGGGAACAUGUAUAUUUAGUAGCUAUUGUAAGUUCUGCAUGGCAUCACCAAGCUUAUUUUUCCUUGAGAAGAAAAGAAGAGUCUGUAGGAGUUUAAAGGCACUAUGACGACAGGGACUUGUAGCAGAGAAUUUAAAAAAAAAAAAAAAGGUUUUUAAAAUUCUAGUUUGAAGCCAAAUACUGAUAUUUUAGUGCUUUUGGGGUUUUAACAGUAAGAGCAAAAAAAAAAAAAAAAGAAAAAAAAGAAAAAAAAAAGGAUUUUGGUAACCCAGCUGAUCCGCACUUGCCAGUUUUAUUAUUUUGUUUAUAUUGGACUGUUUGACCCUGUCAAACAAGUGUCAAAGUUGUGUGUAUAAAACAAAAAAAAAAGUGUUUAAAAAAAAGUGUUGUAAAGACACUGAGCCUUAUGAAAAUAUUUAUGGAAUUAAAUAAAAAGAAGUGAAAAGGCA